AAAAUACCCCCCAAAAAAAAAAAAAAAAUCCAAAAAUUCCGUGUGUGUUUUUUCUUUUGGGUAAUCUUUUUCAGAAAAAGUGGAGUGUUCCCUUAUUGGUUGAAAGCAAUAAAGGUGGUCUUAUGAAAUUAAACUGAAGGCACGGAAGGUUGUAGAGAUAUUCCAGAUGGAGGGAACGAAUCUCUGAUUGUGUUGUGUAGUUUUAUGGUUGAUGUACACGACAAAAUAUAGUCUGUUCAGUUUCAGUGAAGUCUGUAAGUUUGUGUCAGAGUCUCUUUGAAAACUCUCGCUUUGAGCUGUUAUAGCCAUAGAAUUUUUCCACUGAUUUGUCUUCCUUCCCAACCAACACGCCGAAUCACUCUCCCCUAAUCGCCUAUAAUCUCUCUCUCUCUCUUUUUCUGCUUCUCUGCGUCUGUUUCUUUUUUACCGUUGGUCGAGUUGAAUUAAUCUCGAACCAAAUCUCUCUACUAUUCCAUCGCAUUUCUCAAUCGUCGUCUUUAAUACAUCUUGAAAAUUUUCCUUUGCCUAGUUCGGUUUAUGGUAUUCCGAUCAUCUCUGAAGCGGUCUUCCGGCAUACCCAGAUGGAGAAUGACCCGCUGCUCACGUAUCUUAGCCCCAGGUGGAAACCGCCGUCACUGCCACCCCAACUCUGCCCGUUGCCGGAAAAUGAUGAGAUCACUCUCCCUAUGACCCCGUCGGAGCUCAAAGACCGUCUCAUCUUCGGCCCUUCUUCUUCACCCAGAGACAGCUCCCCCAUAGUCGAUGCUCUGACGCUCUCUCUCAAUUCUUCAAUACCCUCUUCCUCUUCUAACCAAGACAACCCCACGACCCCAAAGGACCUGCAAGCUUGGCUCCUCGACCCCAAUUACCCAUGGACCAAAACCAACCUACACCGCUCCAAAACCGCGCCCGCCAUGGCUGUAAUCAACGAGAUAAAGAACAAUUCUGUGUCCAAACCCAAAUUUGGUUCGCAAUCAAUUGUACACCAAGCUUUCCUUCUCCUCGUGAUUUAUUUAUCGCUGGGUGUGAUUAUAUAUUGGUUGAACCGUGACAAUUUCAGAGCAACCGAGACUCACCCUGUUGUGGAUGCAUUGUAUUUUUGUAUUGUGACAAUGUGCACUAUCGGUUAUGGAGAUAUAACUCCUGAUAGUACGGCUACGAAACUAUUUUCUAUAAUGUUUGUGUUGGUGGGUUUCGGGUUUAUUGAUAUCUUGCUCACUGGGAUGGUGAGCUAUGUGCUUGAUUUGCAGGAGAAUUAUUUGCUGAGGAAUGUUCAGGAUGUGGGUGAUCAGAAAGAGUCGGCGAGGUCUUAUAUAAUUGAUGUGAAGAAAGGUAGGAUGAGGAUCAGAAUGAAAGUGGCUUUGGCUUUGGGGGUUGUUGUGCUCUGUAUUGGAAUAGGUGUGGGGGUUAUGCAUUUUGUGGAGAGGCUUGGAUGGGUGGAUUCGUUUUAUCUUUCGGUUAUGUCGGUGACAACCGUUGGAUAUGGUGACCGGGCAUUCAACUCUUUGCCUGGUCGUAUUUUUGCUUCAAUUUGGUUACUUGUAUCGACUCUUGCAGUUGCGAGGGCAUUUCUGUAUUUGGCAGAGGCAAGGGUAGAUAAACGACACAGGAAAAUGGCUAAUUGGGUUCUUGGUCAGGAUAUGACUGUCGCUCAGUUCCUCGCUGCUGAUAUUGACAAUAAUGGUUUUGUAAGUAAAUCAGAAUAUGUCAUAUACAAGCUGAAGGAGAUGCAAAAGGUGACAGAGAAAGAUAUUAUGCUGAUCUGCAGCAAGUUUGAUAAGCUAGAUACUGGCAACUGUGGAAAAAUAACUCUUGGUGAUCUUUUGGAGAAUCAACAUUGAUAUACUAGUAAACUUGUUAUUUUUCUCUCAUAAUAAAACAAAAACGUGAGAGAAUAACCUAUUUGCUAGCCAAAUGAAAGAGACAUACUUAUGUUCACUGCUAGAUCAGUUGGUUCUCCUGUCCAGACAGACCUUCGGCUCCAGUCUGAUAGUGUCAUGGUUGUAUUUCCGGCUUUAAUAAUGCAAAAUUCCAAUUCAAUACGAAGGUCGUUUCAUCUUCCAGGAAUCCAGCUAAUGCUCAUCUGAUUGCAUCUGGAAUGACUGGACUGCUUCUGAUGGAUGAGAGAAAUUUUGAGGCCAUUGAUGAUAUUGUACAAAUUUUUUGUCCAUAUAUAGAAUUUUGAAUUUAUUCUUUUACAAGGAUUUGUGGAUAUCUAAAAUAUGUCGCUUUAUUAGAAUUUUUCAUCUUUUUAUUUUGUGAAAGAGAGACCAUGUCGCUCGACAAUGUAAAUGAUCUAAAUAUGCACGAAUGAAGGUCUUGAUUGCUCUCUCUUCCCCUGAA
Molecule: messenger RNA, 2343 nt
Organism: Ziziphus jujuba (common jujube)
Lineage: Eukaryota; Viridiplantae; Streptophyta; Magnoliopsida; Rosales; Rhamnaceae
Product: two-pore potassium channel 3
Exons: 2
Coding region: 582-1841 (419 amino acids)
Biological process (GO): stabilization of membrane potential; potassium ion transmembrane transport
Cellular component (GO): plant-type vacuole membrane
Molecular function (GO): potassium ion leak channel activity
Source: RefSeq, a predicted model, not a curated record